GUUUUUUGAGUACAGCUCCAGUAAAACUUUGCGACCAAAUAUCGAUGAAUGGAAGCUACUUCCGAAAAGCUAUCGACUAGAUAAAAGACACAUUCAACACCUUGGAUUGGACGCUUUUGACAGGAGAAAAUAGCAUUGUCUAAUCUAAGCAGUCGUAAGGCUUUAGAGCAAAUACAAGAUGGCGGAUCUAGGGGGCGUUCGCAAAGAACACCUUUUCGAUGAAAAUAGUUUGCACAGAUAUCUUUUCGAAAAUUUGAAUGAGUUUCCAAAGGAGGAAGGGAAGCUAGUUGUUCGCCAAUAUAGAGCUGGCCAGUCAAAUCCUACCUUUUUACUCAGGAAAAAUGGUUUUUCUUGUGUCUUGAGAAAAAAACCACCAGGGAAGCUUUUGAAAGGUGCCCACAAGGUUGACCGGGAGUACAAAGUCAUAUCUGCUCUCCACAGCAUCAACUUCCCUGUCCCUAGGCCUCUUCUAUACUGCAGUGAUCCUGCAGUUAUUGGAACAGAAUUUUAUGUUAUGCAACUCAUGCAGGGGCGUAUCUUUCAUCAUAACCGCUUGCCUGGCAUGGCCCCUAGUGAAAGGCAAGCAAUCUAUAGAGAGCUAGUAGCCACUCUGGCAAGACUUCAUUCUGUUGACUGGAGAAGACUUGGACUGGCGGAUUAUGGGUCUCAGGGCUCUUAUCUUGCCCGACAGUUGUCCACAUGGAGCAAACAAUACGAUGCUGCUUCAACCAAGGAUAUUGCUUCCAUUAAUAAACUGAAGAUCUGGCUUGCAGCAAAUGUUCCAAAUGAAGACUACCAGACAGCAAUUGUUCAUGGUGAUUUUAGACUUGACAACUUGGUAUUCCAUCCAACUGAGAAUCGUGUAAUAGCUGUUCUUGACUGGGAGCUCUCAACUCUUGGUCACCCACUAGCUGACAUUACCUACACUUGCCUUCCAUUCUACUUAUCACAUGACUUGGACAGCAUUCUCCCGGGGAUGAGACUUAACCCACCCCCCGAGGGGGUCCCCUCAGUGGAUGAUCUGAAGGAUAUGUAUUUUGGUGCCCUGGGCCGCCGUUUCAUGGAACAAUCUUGGAAUUUUUCUGUUGCACUAAAUUUCUUCAAAUAUGCAUCAAUUGCUCAGGGUGUUUAUAAGAGGUCGCUACAAGGUAAUGCUAGUGCCGAGAAUGCACACUUAUUUGGUCAUGUUGUCGAGCCUCUUGCAGCCAUUGCCCUAGAGUUGACGCAGCUCUCCAACAACAACGGUCUCCCUGCAGAGUUUGAUAUGCUUCGCAUUUCUACUCGAGCGAGGCUUCUCUAUGGCAAAGUGAAGUCCUUUGUGGAAGAUCAGGUUAUACCUGCAGAAAAGGUGUUUUUCAAGCGCACUAGCAAUCCUGCUACGGAAUGGACCAUUGAUCCUCUACUAGAAACUCUAAAGGACAAAGCACGAUCAGCGGGAAUGUGGAACCUGUUUUUACCUGCAAAGUCGGGCCUUUCACAGCUUGAGUAUGCCCUCAUAGCAGAGCAGACUGGCCGAUCACUUUACGCACCGGAAGUAUUCAACUGUAGCGCGCCAGACAGCGGUAAUAUGGAGGUGCUUCAUCUAUACGGCUCCCCAGAACAGAAAAAGAAAUGGCUUGAUCCGCUACUCAAUGGCGAGAUGCGAUCCGCUUUCUGCAUGACAGAACCCGGCGUAGCGUCAUCGGACGCGACUAACAUGGAGUGUAAGAUCACUCGUCAUGGCGAUCAUUACGUCAUUAACGGGCGCAAGUGGUGGAGCAGUGGUGCUGGAGACCCAAGAUGCAAGAUCCUGAUCGUCAUGGGGACAUCAGGUGUCAAGGAUGCGCCAAGACACAGACAACAUUCCAUGAUCCUGGUCCCGAUUGACACGCCUGGCGUCACCAAGAUAAGACCGCUUAACGUGUUCGGCUUUACAGAUGCUCCCCACGGGCAUUUUGAGAUGGCAUUUGACCACGUUCGUGUCCCGGCAUGCAACAUGAUCCUGGGGGAGGGCCGAGGAUUCGAGAUCGCCCAGGGUCGCUUGGGCCCAGGCCGACUCCACCACUGCAUGCGUUCUGUAGGUCUCGCACAGCGGUCUCUUGAGCUCAUGCUGCAGCGCGCGGUGGACAGGGUGGCGUUUGGUACACGGCUAGCAGAAAAGAGCAUUGUCCAGCAGCAAAUAGCAGAUUCGCGGAUGGAAAUUGAGUACGCUCGAUUGAUGGUCCUCAAAGCCGCUUAUCUGCUGGAUAAACAGGGCAAUAAGGCGGCAAGAAAACAGAUCGCCAUGGCAAAGAUUGUCGUCCCCCGUCUAGCAUGUCGGGUAAUCGACCGAGCCAUCCAGGUGCAUGGCGGGAUGGGAGUGUGUCAGGACUCACCACUGGCCCAUUUCUACGCGAGCAUGCGUACACUGCGCAUCGCAGACGGGCCAGAUGAGGUUCACAUGGAGACGGUGGCGAAAAUGGAGCUUCGUGAGUACCUGAAGUCCCGGAUGUGAUUUUCGGCGCCAAAAUUACUUAUCACGUGACAGGGCCGCGUUUAUUUCGUCGAACUGGCGGCUGGUAGAAGCUUUUUUUUCCUUAGUACAGCCAGGUCAGGGUCAAUUAGCCAAGGGUCGUCAGAAACCAUUCGCCUUGUACUUGUCGACUUAGUGAUAUGCACGGAAUCAUGCAGGAAACUCGGAAGCCGAUCGCUCCCGAGCUUUUUGUGUCUUCGCACCCGAACCAGGCAAUUUGCUAGUCACGGACAAAUUACCAAGAAAGAUUAUAAGGAACCCGUUCGGCUUAAAACUCGUGACUUUUGCUUAACCUGAAGAUAGGUUAGUGAAAUAGUAGUGUAGGAGGUAAUAUGAUAGAAUGUAGCUUAUGAUAUAAAUAUGUUAAGUUGAUAAGAUUUUUAAAUGCGAUUAUUGCGCCCUUUCACCGUCAGAUCCAGUGUGAGAUUUUUCAAGGGGGGGACCCUAAGGGGGUUGUAGGCGCCGAUACACGAAUUUUAUAAUAAAUUGAAAAAAAAAUACAGUCCAGAGGCACCGCUCCUCCUGGAACUGUCACCGCUUUUUUGAAGUGAAGUAUCUGCUCACAGGCUGUAAGUUUCCAGAGUAAUAUGACAGAUGUUCGAAUAAUUGAAAGAUAUUUUGAGUUUAUAUUUUAUACUAUAUAGUUGAGCCGUUUAUCCGAUUUAGAUAUACUCAUGCAAAAUAAUAAUGAUAUAAUAAUAACCAUCACGAUCACGAUAAUGGCGAUCAUGCAAAAUACCCAAUAGGCAGGAUCUUCAGUUAUUAAUAUAAUAUACCAAGGAAUUCGACGAGUUUUGUAACAUCGAAUUUAGCAAUAAAUACGAAAUCGAUAGAAUGAUCUUUCAGAUCCUGACAACAAUAUCUGGGAAAUAAUUUCAAUUCGAUUUUCUCGAUUUAAAAAGGCAUUUUUGCCGUCUCUUGCCAUAUCUUUGUAUCACGGUUCCAACUGUAGCAUCAGGGUCUUUAUGAGGUUAACCGACUAGCGACAAACGGCCUAAAAAAUAACCGACAACCGAAGAAAUAUAGGAAAAAAACUAGUAACUACCGACAUUUAUAAGGUUUUUUUAACGAUUUUUUUAUGGUUUCCCGUAUUUUUACUCUUCUAUCGUCAAUCUAAAUAAAUGAAUCUGCACCAUGCAUUUCCUGUUCCUGCAUCAGCUUUUCUGACAGUCAUAAACCCAUAGUUGCUAUCAACUAUUCAUCGAAUCAGUUUUUACAUGAAAUUUUGUACAAAAGCGAAUACUAACUUAGAUUUACCGACUUCCGACAAAUUACGGAAAUUUUAACUGACUACUGACAUGCAAACCCGCAUCCAGACCCCGUAGUAUUAAAACCGAACGCGUAGAUUCAACUAAAAAACGGCGUCAGCGAUUAGUUUUUCAAAACUAUUGUUGAUCGACAAAAAUUUUGUCGAUCAACAUUUAAUGAAUAACUCUUGAUGGCGUGUUAUUGUCUACUGUUGCCAUGACAACAUAAAUCCUCAGUUAAGCGUAUAUACAAUAAAGUACAGCAAUUGAGCUUAAA
Molecule: messenger RNA, 4015 nt
Organism: Nematostella vectensis (starlet sea anemone)
Lineage: Eukaryota; Metazoa; Cnidaria; Anthozoa; Actiniaria; Edwardsiidae
Product: acyl-CoA dehydrogenase family member 11
Exons: 20
Coding region: 179-2473 (764 amino acids)
Cellular component (GO): mitochondrion
Molecular function (GO): oxidoreductase activity, acting on the CH-CH group of donors; flavin adenine dinucleotide binding
Source: RefSeq, a predicted model, not a curated record